Messenger RNA from Cajanus cajan (pigeon pea), 853 nucleotides. The record is from RefSeq and is a predicted model, not a curated record. NCBI's taxonomy places the organism in Eukaryota, Viridiplantae, Streptophyta, Magnoliopsida, Fabales, Fabaceae.
UCCACAACGGAGUCCUCAUCAUCAAGCAAGAUCCUCAAUUAAGCCCACCCCAAAAACCAGGGUCUUGAUUAAUGGCAACAUCGAAUUCCACUAAAUAUGCCCCAGAUGCAAAUUCCCGGAGAAAGAAGAUGGAGCAGCAAAUUAAGCAUUAGAAAGGUGACCAGUGGGCAUAGCAUCCAACUUCAAUCUUUGGAGUUGCAUGUAUCAGAAAUAAAGAUGAUAGUAAAGGACAUUGCUGUAGUUAAAAAGCAAUUAGGAAGGUGGAUGAGAAAACAGGGUAUUGAAGAGCCCGAUGAUGGGGACGACGACAAAUUUUGUGACAAGGGAUCUCCUUGGAAGAAUGAAACAAAGCCCAAGAACAAAGGCACCUCGGAUUCAGAAUGGGUUGAUGCAGAGCAAAGAAAACAGUAUAUUGAGCCAGUCAUUGACCUCGAUAAUGUUAGGAUGCAUAGAGUCGAAUAAGGACAGACAUUAGUCAAUUAGUCCAUUAGUUGGUUGACCUAGUUAGUUAGUUAGAAGAUAUCAGUUAUAAUUAUAAAUAGGGGAAAUCAGAUUUGGGGAUGGUUUUUUAUGAAAUUGAUAGUUUAUUUAAGCAAAGGGAGAGAUACUUUUGUGAAGGGGAAGCCCAUGGGAAGAAUUACAUUCUUCAUUUCUGUUCUGUUCUGCAAUAAAGUCAUGUUCUUGUGACUCUUCUCUAUAGCUUCCAUCUUAAUUUUUUCUAAGUUUCUAUCAUAUCAUGUAUCAUAUAUAUUCACAAAGCUGAGAACCUUAAAUUGUUCUUAGUAAUCUUUCAAGUAUCAUCACGCUGUUUUUGGCCUCCUCCUACCGAUUUCUAAAUUGGUGUCAUCUUAUC